Messenger RNA from Vespa mandarinia (Asian giant hornet), 2276 nucleotides. RefSeq names its product frizzled-9-like. Gene Ontology annotation, biological process: canonical Wnt signaling pathway; non-canonical Wnt signaling pathway. Gene Ontology annotation, cellular component: membrane. The record is from RefSeq and is a predicted model, not a curated record. Gene Ontology annotation, molecular function: transmembrane signaling receptor activity; Wnt-protein binding. Lineage: Eukaryota; Metazoa; Arthropoda; Insecta; Hymenoptera; Vespidae.
AUUAGGUUAAGGAUCGUCGAGAAGUGCCGACGUCGCACGAGAGUUUGUUGUGAAUCCGAUGCUCGGACCAUCGACAGUCCACUUCGACUCGUCGUCGCGACAUCAUCGAGUUUCUCUUUUCCACGCGUUCCUACUCUGAUCUACUUAUUCCUUACGUAUCGUUGUUAUGACUUACAAGCGUGAUCUUAUAUCAACGGAAUUGUGUCGAUCGAAGUAUAACCGUGAAACAUCAAUGAUUACGCGCAUAAAAAGUUAAAUAAGUUUUUGCGAGACGCGAUGCGCGCCAAAUUUGAAAGAAGAUGAAUCGAAAUUGUGUCACGUUCAACGACUCCUUCACGCGAUAUCAAACUAUUUAAAAAGAAUACCGUGAAACGAUAUAUACAAAUAUUUUCGAUCGUAGAGUAGAGAAUGAUACAUAUUUGGAGAACGAUCUCGUUAUUAUCGGCGGUGUUUGUCCUCGCAAGAGCGUGGGGCAUUAAUCACGCUGGUCAAGCGGGCACGAAUACGAAAUGCGAGAGACUCAGCGUUUCGUUUUGCCAUGGACUGCGUUACAAUCUCACUGCCAUGCCGAAUUUUAUGGGCCACGAGGAUCAGUUGCAAGCGGAACGUGGCCUAGCAACAUUGAUGCCUCUGGUGCAUUACAACUGUUCGAAACACUUGAGACUCUUCCUUUGUGCCGUCUUUGCCCCUGUAUGCUCCGAACAUGUGGCCAUGCAGAUACCCGCUUGCAAAUCUCUCUGUCUUUCGGUUAGGAGAGAGUGCGAGCCGGCACUGACCAGCCUCACUCUUCCUUGGCCACAUAUGCUCGACUGCGAUCGAUUUUUGGAUCGAGGUAACACACUUUGCGUUCAACCACCCGAGGAAACUCUUCUCUCGGAAGCCGCCGUUCCGUCUGUUCAACAACAAUGGCCAACGCAAGAACAAAUUCAGCCUGUUCAAACGUCCACGGGACUGCAGAAUCAUCAUCAGUGUCCGCCUCAUUUCGUACAAACGCCGGAUGUACAAAUGAUCUCUUGUGUUCCACGUUGCGGUACCGACGCUUAUUAUCGUGCCGAAGAUAAAAAAUUUGCCGAACGAUGGAUGAUAGGAUGGGCAUGGCUCUGCUUUUUAUCCACCCUUUUCACUCUUUUAACGUUCUGGGUCGAGCCUUCCAGAUUCCGUUAUCCAGAGAGACCCAUAGUAUUUUUGGCGCUUUGUUACAACUUAUUGUCGGUAAAUUAUAUCAUCAGAGGUGCAAUCGGUGUCGAAAUUCUUAGCUGUGUCAGCCAACUCGAUGGACCGAGUUAUGUGCCGGUUCACGAUGGAUUAAAGAGUAUUCCUUGUACGAGCUGGUGGAUCGUCAAGCAUUAUCUGAGUUUAGCCAGUAGCACUUGGUGGGCGAUACUGUGCGGUUGUUGGCUUCUCAGCGCUAGAAACGAGUGGAGUAGCGAAGCUUUGCACAAUAUUGCUUCGUAUCUACAUGCAGUUGCUUGGGGAUUACCGCUCUUUGCUACCGGAGGCAGCUUACUUUCGCGUCAAAUAGUUGCCGACGAACUUACUGGUCUCUGUCAAAUCGCCGAUGAAUCCGCUUUGUGGCUCGAAGUUUUACCACACGCGAUUCUGAUCUUUCUUGGUUGCAUUUUAGCAGCAGUGGCAGGUGGUGCGUUGAUUCGCGUACGACGUGCUAUACGUUCGGCCGGUCGUAGCGCGACGAAGUUGGAGAGACUGAUGACUCGUCUUGGAAUCUUUGCGUUGCUUUACGCCCUGCCAGCCCUUGGUAGCUUAACCUGUAUUCUACACGAGUCUUCCACGAGACCUCGGUGGCGAACGCUCGCACUUCUCGCUGCUCUUGAUUGUCGAUCAGCGGAGAAUUGUGUACCGGGCCCCGUUUAUAGAGCGGCAGGACUCGAAGUGGCCCUUCUCAGGCCGUUUUUGUCUUUGGUCAUUGGCGUGACCUCGGGUAUGUGGGUCUGGUCUGGCAAAACUUGUAGAGCUUGGAGUAAAUUACUCGCAGCUCCUAGUAAACCUACCAGAUCGAUCCCAACUGCCCAACCUCUGACACAAAAUGUUCUUCGGAAUUUUAAACCUGAUGUAAAUAAUCUGCCAUGAGGAAAGUAUUAGUGAAAUGUACGCAAAGGAAUUUCGAAAUUGUACAUAAUAUGUAAAUAUUACGAAUGUAUUAUAUUUUCUAAAGACCGAUCUUUUAGACGUGUUUAAAACGCUCUAUAUAUAUAUAUAUUUUUUUUUUUUUUUUUAUCGUUUUCCAUUUGUAGGUAAGAUGAAGCUGUACAGAAAAU